Molecule: messenger RNA, 5676 nt
Organism: Trichomonas vaginalis G3
Lineage: Eukaryota; Parabasalia; Trichomonadida; Trichomonadidae
Product: ephrin receptor A1 protein tyrosine kinase transmembrane domain-containing protein
Exons: 1
Coding region: 1-5676 (1891 amino acids)
Source: RefSeq, a predicted model, not a curated record
AUGCUGAAUGUAUUGACGUUCGUACAAUUUAAAUUAAUAGAAGGUUCAAAUAAAUUAGAACAAACAAGCAAUAAUAAACCAGUUGUAACUGAUAUAUCAAUUGUCAAUACCGAUGAAGGUCAAGCAAGCAGAAUCGAGGAGGCAGGCAGUUACAAGCUCAAGAUAGAAACAGGAUCUGCAGCAGCCAUCAAAAAAGUAUACUACAUUUUCACCGAUAAUAACCAAGCUGCUCUUGGAGAUCAAGAUAUUGAUGGUAAUAAUGAUAAAAUUAAGAAAUUCACAGAAGACCAAAUUACACGCAAGGAAGGAUACAUCACAGUAGAUGUUAGUGGUGUAAGUGGCGCUACAAGACAUUUACAUGUCGUCAUAGCAACUACUCAAACAGUAGAUCAAGUGACCACAGAUUUAAGAUCUGAUGAAUUCAAAAAGGAAAUCAAAAUUUAUCCAAAAAUCAGCGGUGCUUCAAUUGUCAAUACCGAUGAAGGUCAAGCAAGCAGAAUCGAGGAGGCAGGCAGUUACAAGCUCAAGAUAGAAACAGGAUCUGCAGCAGCCAUCAAAAAAGUAUACUACAUUUUCACCGAUAAUGACCAAGCUGCUCUUGGAGAUCAAGAUAUUGAUGGUAAUAAUGAUAAAAUUAAGAAAUUCACAGAAGACCAAAUUACACGCAAGGAAGGAUACAUCACAGUAGAUGUUAGUGGUGUAAGUGGCGCUACAAGACAUUUACAUGUCGUCAUAGCAACUACUCAAACAGUAGAUCAAGUGACCACAGAUUUAAGAUCUGAUGAAUUCAAAAAGGAAAUCAAAAUUUAUCCAAAAAUCAGCGGUGCUUCAAUUGUCAAUACCGAUGAAGGUCAAGCAAGCAGAAUCGAGGAGGCAGGCAGUUACAAGCUCAAGAUAGAAACAGGAUCUGCAGCAGCCAUCAAAAAAGUAUACUACAUUUUCACCGAUAAUAACCAAGCUGCUCUUGGAGAUCAAGAUAUUGAUGGUAAUAAUGAUAAAAUUAAGAAAUUCACAGAAGACCAAAUUACACGCAAGGAAGGAUACAUCACAGUAGAUGUUAGUGGUGUAAGUGGCGCUACAAGACAUUUACAUGUCGUCAUAGCAACUACUCAAACAGUAGAUCAAGUGACCACAGAUUUAAGAUCUGAUGAAUUCAAAAAGGAAAUCAAAAUUUAUCCAAAAAUCAGCGGUGCUUCAAUUGUCAAUACCGAUGAAGGUCAAGCAAGCAGAAUCGAGGAGGCAGGCAGUUACAAGCUCAAGAUAGAAACAGGAUCUGCAGCAGCCAUCAAAAAAGUAUACUACAUUUUCACCGAUAAUGACCAAGCUGCUCUUGGAGAUCAAGAUAUUGAUGGUAAUAAUGAUAAAAUUAAGAAAUUCACAGAAGACCAAAUUACACGCAAGGAAGGAUACAUCACAGUAGAUGUUAGUGGUGUAAGUGGCGCUACAAGACAUUUACAUGUCGUCAUAGCAACUACUCAAACAGUAGAUCAAGUGACCACAGAUUUAAGAUCUGAUGAAUUCAAAAAGGAAAUCAAAAUUUAUCCAAAAAUCAGCGGUGCUUCAAUUGUCAAUACCGAUGAAGGUCAAGCAAGCAGAAUCGAGGAGGCAGGCAGUUACAAGCUCAAGAUAGAAACAGGAUCUGCAGCAGCCAUCAAAAAAGUAUACUACAUUUUCACCGAUAAUGACCAAGCUGCUCUUGGAGAUCAAGAUAUUGAUGGUAAUAAUGAUAAAAUUAAGAAAUUCACAGAAGACCAAAUUACACGCAAGGAAGGAUACAUCACAGUAGAUGUUAGUGGUGUAAGUGGCGCUACAAGACAUUUACAUGUCGUCAUAGCAACUACUCAAACAGUAGAUCAAGUGACCACAGAUUUAAGAUCUGAUGAAUUCAAAAAGGAAAUCAAAAUUUAUCCAAAAAUCAGCGGUGCUUCAAUUGUCAAUACCGAUGAAGGUCAAGCAAGCAGAAUCGAGGAGGCAGGCAGUUACAAGCUCAAGAUAGAAACAGGAUCUGCAGCAGCCAUCAAAAAAGUAUACUACAUUUUCACCGAUAAUGACCAAGCUGCUCUUGGAGAUCAAGAUAUUGAUGGUAAUAAUGAUAAAAUUAAGAAAUUCACAGAAGACCAAAUUACACGCAAGGAAGGAUACAUCACAGUAGAUGUUAGUGGUGUAAGUGGCGCUACAAGACAUUUACAUGUCGUCAUAGCAACUACUCAAACAGUAGAUCAAGUGACCACAGAUUUAAGAUCUGAUGAAUUCAAAAAGGAAAUCAAAAUUUAUCCAAAAAUCAGCGGUGCUUCAAUUGUCAAUACCGAUGAAGGUCAAGCAAGCAGAAUCGAGGAGGCAGGCAGUUACAAGCUCAAGAUAGAAACAGGAUCUGCAGCAGCCAUCAAAAAAGUAUACUACAUUUUCACCGAUAAUGACCAAGCUGCUCUUGGAGAUCAAGAUAUUGAUGGUAAUAAUGAUAAAAUUAAGAAAUUCACAGAAGACCAAAUUACACGCAAGGAAGGAUACAUCACAGUAGAUGUUAGUGGUGUAAGUGGCGCUACAAGACAUUUACAUGUCGUCAUAGCAACUACUCAAACAGUAGAUCAAGUGACCACAGAUUUAAGAUCUGAUGAAUUCAAAAAGGAAAUCAAAAUUUAUCCAAAAAUCAGCGGUGCUUCAAUUGUCAAUACCGAUGAAGGUCAAGCAAGCAGAAUCGAGGAGGCAGGCAGUUACAAGCUCAAGAUAGAAACAGGAUCUGCAGCAGCCAUCAAAAAAGUAUACUACAUUUUCACCGAUAAUGACCAAGCUGCUCUUGGAGAUCAAGAUAUUGAUGGUAAUAAUGAUAAAAUUAAGAAAUUCACAGAAGACCAAAUUACACGCAAGGAAGGAUACAUCACAGUAGAUGUUAGUGGUGUAAGUGGCGCUACAAGACAUUUACAUGUCGUCAUAGCAACUACUCAAACAGUAGAUCAAGUGACCACAGAUUUAAGAUCUGAUGAAUUCAAAAAGGAAAUCAAAAUUUAUCCAAAAAUCAGCGGUGCUUCAAUUGUCAAUACCGAUGAAGGUCAAGCAAGCAGAAUCGAGGAGGCAGGCAGUUACAAGCUCAAGAUAGAAACAGGAUCUGCAGCAGCCAUCAAAAAAGUAUACUACAUUUUCACCGAUAAUAACCAAGCUGCUCUUGGAGAUCAAGAUAUUGAUGGUAAUAAUGAUAAAAUUAAGAAAUUCACAGAAGACCAAAUUACACGCAAGGAAGGAUACAUCACAGUAGAUGUUAGUGGUGUAAGUGGCGCUACAAGACAUUUACAUGUCGUCAUAGCAACUACUCAAACAGUAGAUCAAGUGACCACAGAUUUAAGAUCUGAUGAAUUCAAAAAGGAAAUCAAAAUUUAUCCAAAAAUCAGCGGUGCUUCAAUUGUCAAUACCGAUGAAGGUCAAGCAAGCAGAAUCGAGGAGGCAGGCAGUUACAAGCUCAAGAUAGAAACAGGAUCUGCAGCAGCCAUCAAAAAAGUAUACUACAUUUUCACCGAUAAUGACCAAGCUGCUCUUGGAGAUCAAGAUAUUGAUGGUAAUAAUGAUAAAAUUAAGAAAUUCACAGAAGACCAAAUUACACGCAAGGAAGGAUACAUCACAGUAGAUGUUAGUGGUGUAAGUGGCGCUACAAGACAUUUACAUGUCGUCAUAGCAACUACUCAAACAGUAGAUCAAGUGACCACAGAUUUAAGAUCUGAUGAAUUCAAAAAGGAAAUCAAAAUUUAUCCAAAAAUCAGCGGUGCUUCAAUUGUCAAUACCGAUGAAGGUCAAGCAAGCAGAAUCGAGGAGGCAGGCAGUUACAAGCUCAAGAUAGAAACAGGAUCUGCAGCAGCCAUCAAAAAAGUAUACUACAUUUUCACCGAUAAUGACCAAGCUGCUCUUGGAGAUCAAGAUAUUGAUGGUAAUAAUGAUAAAAUUAAGAAAUUCACAGAAGACCAAAUUACACGCAAGGAAGGAUACAUCACAGUAGAUGUUGGUGUAAGUGGCGCUACAAGACAUUUACAUGUCGUCAUAGCAACUACUCAAACAGUAGAUCAAGUGACCACAGAUUUAAGAUCUGAUGAAUUCAAAAAGGAAAUCAAAAUUUAUCCAAAAAUCAGCGGUGCUUCAAUUGUCAAUACCGAUGAAGGUCAAGCAAGCAGAAUCGAGGAGGCAGGCAGUUACAAGCUCAAGAUAGAAACAGGAUCUGCAGCAGCCAUCAAAAAAGUAUACUACAUUUUCACCGAUAAUAACCAAGCUGCUCUUGGAGAUCAAGAUAUUGAUGGUAAUAAUGAUAAAAUUAAGAAAUUCACAGAAGACCAAAUUACACGCAAGGAAGGAUACAUCACAGUAGAUGUUAGUGGUGUAAGUGGCGCUACAAGACAUUUACAUGUCGUCAUAGCAACUACUCAAACAGUAGAUCAAGUGACCACAGAUUUAAGAUCUGAGGAAUUCAUUAAAAUCAUAUUUGGCAAACAUGACAAUCCAACUAUUAAUUUAAUUCAAACUCCUGGAAAAGUUUAUUAUAAAAUUUCUGAUACAAUUGUCUUGCCAAUCACAAUCGAUUUUCCAAGUUCAAAUCAAGGAUAUUCGAUUCUUGCUGCUAGGCAGACUUCCAAACCAGAUUCUGUUUCUGGAUACAAUUUACAUGUUCAAUUUACUGAAAAUAAAUAUUCAAUGCAAAUUCCCGAUACAAUCAAAGCUUCCAACUAUGAUCCGAUAUUUGUUGCUUUAAUUUUUGAUCAUUCAAUUGUUUCUGAACAAAAAAUUGAUAAUAUUAUAAUUUGUGCCCCUCCAACCAUUUCAGAUUUUAAAGAUAUGAAUUCUGAUAAAAAUGUUAAAUAUUCAGCUGAUCAAUUAAUCAAUCUUUCAUUUAAAGCUGAUGUAGUAGAAGAUGAUGCCUCAAAGGCUUCUCCGAUGUAUCAAAUUAACUCUCAAACACCAGAACCUGCUUUGUUAACUAAGAAUGAUGAUGGAUUUUAUCAAUUUACAAUCAAAGCUCCAUCCGAAAUCCCUAAUAACCAACAAAUCACAGUCAAAUUAUCUAUUAAAGAUCCUGCUGGACAAAAAGCAGAAAAAGCAUUAAAGAUUGAUGUUAAACAGUCGCCAUACAUAACAGAAUCACCAGAUAAUUCUGAAGUUAAAGAAGCAUAUAAAGCAGAAGAGCCAAUCAUUGUUAUUAUUCAAUUCAAGCAUUUUGAGGAAAGGACAGGAAAAUUCGAAUAUAAAUUCUAUGAAGAUCAAAGUUAUAUUCCACUUCCUGAAAAGAAUGUUAAAGAAAUUUCUAGCGGUUCGAGUACAUCUUCUAAGAAGCUCCUAGCUGAUGAUGGCAAAACAUAUCAACUUACCAUACCAGCUCCUAAAAUCGAUGAAAUUAGAGAUUCAGAAGAAGCUAAGCUUCGGAUCAGAACUGCUCAAUCCGAUGAACAACCACCUUCAAAUGUCUUCUCUAAAGAGAUUAAACUUGAGAAGACAAAAUAUGUUUCAGGAGAACAACCAAAUCCAACAUCAUCUCCUUCUAAGGGAGGAUUAUCUGGCGGCCAAAUUGUAGGAAUUGUAUUUGCCGUUCUUCUUGGCAUUGUUAUUAUUGUACUUAUUGUCUAUUUCAUUUUCUGUAAGAAACCAUCAAAUGAUAGAUCUUCUUCUGAUAUGAAAGAAGAUUCUGGUUCUGGUGUAUAUGUUUAA